Molecule: messenger RNA, 4070 nt
Organism: Engraulis encrasicolus (European anchovy)
Lineage: Eukaryota; Metazoa; Chordata; Actinopteri; Clupeiformes; Engraulidae
Exons: 17
Coding region: 149-2980 (943 amino acids)
Source: RefSeq, a predicted model, not a curated record
AGCUAUCCCCUUCCACAACCAGUUAUUUUUUGUUACUUCUGAGAUCGAGAAAAGGAAGUUACACCUCUUGGAAAUGUACCGUCUGAAUUAGAAGGAGAGAUAUGUUUUAAUCUUUUAAUAGCCUUGGUCCACACUGCGCUUGGAAAACAUGGAGAAACCGUGCAAUCUGGGCGUUCCACAGCUCAGCAAUGAGAUGCAGCUGAGUAUUAUGAACAUGGUGAAGAGAGGAGAGCUGCGCGUUGAGGAUGCCAUACAGCAGGCCAGGAAGAACAAUCUGGAACUAUUUCAGGAGAAGGAAAAACAAGCAACGCAGUAUAACUUCAGUGUCCACAAAUUCAACCGCUAUCGCUGGCAGAAACGUAUACUGCAAGUGGAUUUUAACUCCAAGAUGGUGUGCAGCAUAGAGAAAGGCAUCGUUAAGCGGAAGCUCCCGUUUGCGAUUGUGAAGAACUGCCACGACGGUUCGGGCACUCGGUUCUCCAUCUCAUUUAAGGCGCGCCAUGACUACGAGCUUGAGGCCACAUCGCUGCAAGAGAAGCAAAAGAUUUUGCAGUUGGUGAGUCAGAUCAUCCAGAGCAACAUCUACAGCCAGGCAGCUGAGCACCCAGAGGAGCCUUAUGGGGCCACUCCAGCGCCAGAGAGGCUGCGGCAGGGCCCGCUGCUACUGCAGAAGGGAGGCUUGGCCUCUUUCAAAUGGAAAAGGUAUGAAGCCCACCUCCAUGCGGGCCAGCUGACCCUGUUGCCUAGUGGUGGUGGUCAGCCACGAGACGUCAGUGACACUGUCGUCACCAGCUCCACGCUGCCCAUCAUCAUCCAUUUCUCCGAUGGCAAGGCCAGAGUACAGCCCUCCACCUCCACUGACGCUUUCACCCUCCUCACACAAUGCAGCACAUAUCAGUUCCGGGUACCCACGACAAGUGUUCAGCAGACAACGGAGAAGGUUCAGGAGGAGAGGGACUCGUGGGUCACGGCUAUCGACCGCCUGUGUGAGAAGUGGAAGCGCAGCUCCCAGUCCGAGCCCAUAUACGCGGAGCUCAAAGAGCUGAGGCAGUCCAGGCCGGUCUCUGGGCUCUUCAGUCAGGCCGUAGGAGCAACACUGUCUGACGCCCUGCUACCUUUAAAGGAAGUGGUGUCUGAUCCGAUGGUGCCCCCCAAUGAAGCGACAUCCGACCCCCCCUCCAGAUCCUUGAAGGAAAUGACAUCUGACCCACCCAGAGCCUCAAAGGAAGUAACGUCAGAGCCACAGCUACACUCAAAGCAAGUGACCUCAGAGACUGCGUUAUGCUCGAAGGAAGUCGCAACACCUGAUCCACCGCGACCUUCAAAGGAGGUGGUGUAUGAUGUCCUGCCACUUCCAAGGAAAAUGGCCUCUGACCCACUGCUUCCCUCAAGGGAGGGCACCUCAGGCCUAGUGCCACAGUCGAAGGAAAUUAUGUCAGACACACUGCUCCUCUCAAAGGAAGUGACAUCAAACCCACUGUCACCCUCCAAGGAAAUGAUGUCAGAACCACUGCUCCCUUCCAAGGAAGUGACAUCAAACCCAGUGUCACCCACAGCGAUAUAUGAUGAAUUGGUACUCACAAACACUGUGGUCUCUGGCCCAAUGGCACCCUCAAAAGGCGUGUUGUCUUCUGAUACGUUGUAUGACAAUAAAGCGGAGGCUACAGUGCCUAACAAUGCCAAGUCUCCUCAUCUUCCGAUCUCAACACCAUUGGUUAGGCCUUGCAGUCCAGUGCCUUUGCCAACCACACCCACACGGUCUCCUUUGCCAACCACACCCACACGGUCUCCUUUGCAGCCAGUGUAUGUAUCACCACCUCCACCACCCGCGCCGCCACCACCACUUCUCCCCUGGAGGAGGAUGCUGCCCAAGAAGCGCACCAAAGCCUUCCACUGGGACCUGGUGGCUCAGGAUAAGAUUGACAAAUCCUUCUGGGCACAUGGAAUUAAUGGUAGGGUGGUGAAGAUUGACACCGAUCGGCUCUACUCUCAGUUCAAAGUCAAAGCCCUCGAGAAACUCACUGAGAGUCUGGACUCCAGCCAUCACGUGGAGAUCAUGCUGAAUCAGAAGAUUGCACAUAACUUUAACAUUUUCCUCAAAAGUUUCCCGGUUCAGCCAGAGGAGUUGCAGGAGAAGCUGUUCAUCAUUAACGAGGAGGACGGCGGCCUAUCUGAUGAGCAAAUUGCCUCUCUCAGGAGAUAUGUGCCAACUGUAGAUGAUGUGGAGAUGUACAAGUCAUACAAAGGGCCGGUGUCAGACCUUCACAUAGUGGACCAAUACAUGUUGGCUAUGUGCCAUAUUUCAUAUUUGAGUCCACGCCUGGACCUUUUACUCAUACUCAGAGAGCUGCCCAUCACCAUGGAGGACCUGGAACCGCUGAUUGACCAGAUGAUCCAGGUGUGCCACAAGCUUGUCAACUCCCAGUCGUUUGUGUGUGUGCUGGAGUACUUGCUGGCUGUGGGCAAUUACCUGAAUGAACACGCGGGCAAAGACAAGGCAAAAGGAUUUCGCCUCUCAUCCUUGACUAAACUGUCUCAAUUGCGCGGGGCAGAGAGGCACGUCACCUUGCUGCAUGCCCUUGUGGAGCAGAUCGUGUUGCACGAGCCCGGCCUGGCCACCUUCCCCUCCGAGCUGGCGGAAUUUGACACGGUCCCUGGGGCUUCUAUCAAAGGCCUGACUGCGGAGAUAGAUGUGGUGAAGAAUGAGCUUCAGAAGGUCCAACAAUACAGAAAGACCUACAAGAAAAAGAACCCCAUCUCCCAUCAUCUAAAGUUCUCCAAAGACUUGAAGACGGCCAUCGAGAGGUACAACGCGGACCUGCAGCGGCUGACAAAGAAAAGUGCGGAGAUGAGGAAGAUCUACGCUGACAUCUUGGUGAAGUUUGGGGAGGCAGCUGACCAGGACUCGCAGGAGCUGUUCGGUUGGGUGUGCCACUUCAUUACUGAGUUCAAGAAAGUCCAUGCAGAACUUUCCAGAUAACGACUUAGAAGAGAGACCAUCCGAAACACAGGCGAGAGAGAGAGAGAGAGAGAGAGAGAGAGAGAGAGAGAGAGAGAGAGAGAGAGAGAGAGAGAGAGAGAGAGAGAGAGAGAGAGAGAGAGAGAGAGAGAGAGACCAUGGAUUAUUAAUUAUGUUUGUAUUACUUCUGUGUGUUUUUAGUCUUGUUUAUUUGUCAUAUUAUAUGUAUGAUUUUGUAAUGUGUGAAAGAGCAUAUGAGAUGAGAGCAUCAGUGAUCAAAUCUGAACUGAGCUUGAAGAUGAAUUACAUCACUAAUUGACUUUUGAGAACACUUGGUGAGGGCCAUGACUGUAGCAGCAUCACAGUAAUAUUAUUUAUCCAUUUUGACACUAGUAUUUUUAAUAUAUAUAUACAUUACAAGUGAUCACAUUCUUUGAUUUUAGUGCAGUGAUAGGUCAGCCAGCCCAUGUAGAUUGUUUGUCAUUUUUCUAAUGUACCAAUUCUUUAAAAAAAAUAAACAAGCAAGCAAACAAACCUGACUGUAGCCUCCCCAAGCAAUCAAUGACAAAGUAAAAGUGGGCCCUCAGCAUGACUGCAUUAUUUUUCAAUUAACGAGCUGAACAUGGCGAAUGGUGACUUCACAGCUUACUCUUGGUUGUGAUGCUUCACUUCCAUUCUAGAGUAACAUGAGCGCUUCAGAAGAGUGCCAACCUUGACAAAUCCACAAUUGUCACUUGUCCAAAAGCAAAGAAUGAGCUGGGGGCUUUUGGGAGAACUGACACCUAUCAAAAUGAAACGUUGUGAUCUUUUGAAGCCAACUAUGGUACACUGACUACUUUGUCCUCUGAUCACUGAAAAAGGUUGAUGCAAUCAGCAGAGCCAUCAUCAUUUUUUGAGACUUUGAGACUUAACUCUGUCUUAUUUGUGAAAAUAAACAGACACCCUGGACAACACUUGAAGAAAGAUAGGCUAUAAUUUAGGAUGCAUCAAACUUCUUGAUGAUAGAUUCGUAUUGUAAAUCAAAAAAAGUAAUGGUCAAAGUGGUAAUGCAGCCAUGACACAAAGAGAAUUAAUGAACUGUAUGUGUUACCUCAAAGAUCAUUUCAAAGUU